AUGGCUAUCUACAUAACCGACCAUUCCACUUCUGUCCUCAAAACCCACAGUUGGCGCACAGCGUCCAAUUCCGCCACCUACCUCCUACCUCACAUAACUCCGACGUCCAAAAUCCUGGACAUCGGGUGUGGUCCCAGCUCAAUCAGUGUUGAUUUUGCCCGCAGUGCAAACCAGGGUCAUGUCAUAGGGAUCGAAAAUGUCCCUGAUCCGCUCGACCAGGCUCGACACCUGGCCGUGUCGCAAGGCGUGACUAACGUCGAUUUCCGGCUGGGCGAUAUCCACGCUCUCGAGUUCCCGGAUAAUACCUUCGAUAUUGUUCAUGUGCAUCAGGUGCUGCAACAUAUCACUGAUCCUGUCAAAGCAUUAUGCGAGAUGAGGCGUGUUGUGAAACAUGGUGGAAUUGUUGCAGCAAGGGAAUCCGCGUCUAUGAUCUGGUAUCCAGAGAAUCGCGGGAUCGACAACUGGCUCGAAGUCACUCAACGGAUGGGAAAGGCGAAAGGCGGGAAUCCGCACCCUGGACAGUAUAUUCAUGUCUGGGCGGAAGAGGCU
This is a messenger RNA of Aspergillus ruber CBS 135680, 549 nucleotides long. RefSeq names its product class I SAM-dependent methyltransferase. NCBI's taxonomy places the organism in Eukaryota, Fungi, Ascomycota, Eurotiomycetes, Eurotiales, Aspergillaceae. The annotation marks the transcript as partial. The transcript has a single exon. Gene Ontology annotation, molecular function: methyltransferase activity. The record is from RefSeq and is a predicted model, not a curated record.